AUGAAUGAAUCCAGACUAAAGACAAAUACAUCAUCUACUAGCAUGAAUACAGUACCCAAUGCAACACGGAAAGAGGAUUCAACUUCAGUUUAUACAGAUACUAUUGCAGAGAGGCCUAAGCGAAAGUGGCUCAUCAAAAUUAAAAUGUCAGCUUGGUCUUUAUUUGUCAAAUACUGGUUUUUAUUAGGUCUAAUGAUUGCAAUUCUAUUAGCUGUCUUUUUCCCAAAUGUUGCUAGAAAAGGUGGCUAUAUUCGAGCAGAGUGGACAAUCAAAUGGGGUGCUGUUAUCGUUAUCUUUUUAAUCUCUGGUUUAUCAUUACGUACAAAAAUAUUAGCAGAAACAAUUUUACGUAUUCGACUUCAUUUAUUGAUUCAAAUAAUUAAUUUAAUUAUCAUUCCAUUUACUGUCUUUGGCCUCGUUUUACUCUUCUUUAAAUUACAUAUGAACAUUAGUUCUUUAUUGCUUGUAGGCAUCGUGAUCGCAGCAAGUACACCUACAACUGUCUCGUCCAAUGUUGUCAUGACUAAAAAUGCGUGUGGAAAUGAAGCAUCCGCAUUAAUGAAUGCGGCUCUUGGUAAUGUACUUGGUAUUUUUGUAUCACCUGCAUUGGUGUCUGUCUUUCAAGGCCCUCUCUUACAAGCUACACCUGAAGAUGAAAGUGCAGCACAAGUAGGUGGUCAGGUUGAUUUUGUUCAAGUCUUGAAACAAUUAGGUUUAACUGUACUUGCUCCACUUAUUGUAGGGCAAAUGAUUCAAUGGUUUUGGACAGAUGCAGUCGCUAAAUUCAAGGUGAAAUGUCGUCUCUCAGACGUGAGUAGCUUGAUGUUAUUAACCAUGGUCUGGUCUGUCUUUAGUGAUGCAGUCUAUUCCGGUUCCUUCUCUGCUGUCACGCCUAAAGAUAUUAUUGCCGUAGCCAUCAUCAAUGCUGGUCUUUAUAUCAUUUUUUCUUUAUUAUCCUUAUUCUUGGCUCGAUUACCCUUACCAGCUUGGUUCUCGGUACCUACGAUUGUGAAAAAGUGGAGGUAUUCACGUGAAGAUACUGUAGCUGUCAUGUUUUGUGGUGCUACAAAAACAGUGGCUAUGGGAGUCCCUUUAAUUAAUGUCCUUUAUCAAAAUGGUGAUCCUGGUACUGUAGGUGUCUUGUCUACACCAUUACUUUUAUACCAUGUUGAACAAUUAAUAUUUGGUAAUAUUGAAGUGGAACUAUUAAAGAAAUGGGUGAAGGCAGGUCAAAAGGAUCAAGAAAAAGAAGAAGAAGAAGAAGAGCGACUCGCAAGUGAUGAAGAAAAUGUGAUUAUAAAUGACAGUGAAGUCACACGUGCUCAAUUAAACAUGCAUUCAAGUUCCUUUUCACCUUCACCUUUAUCACAGUCCCAUCUUGAGAAAUAA
Messenger RNA from Cokeromyces recurvatus, 1389 nucleotides. Its product is annotated as SBF-like CPA transporter family-domain-containing protein. The record is from RefSeq and is a predicted model, not a curated record. The transcript has 4 exons. Gene Ontology annotation, cellular component: plasma membrane. NCBI's taxonomy places the organism in Eukaryota, Fungi, Mucoromycota, Mucoromycetes, Mucorales, Mucoraceae. Bases 1 to 1389 code for a protein of 462 amino acids.